AUGAGUGAUGGUAAAAGACUUGGCGUUGAUUUAUUUCUUUUAGAUGACGGUUGGUUUGGUAAUAAAUAUCCAAGAGAUAAUGAUCACGCUGGAUUGGGUGAUUGGCAAGAAAAUGUUAAAAAAUUACCACAUGGUAUCGAUUAUUUAACAAAUGCAGCUCAAACUAUAGGAAUUAAAUUUGGUAUUUGGAUUGAACCAGAAAUGGUUAAUCCAAAAAGUGAACUUUAUGAAAAUCAUUUAGAUUGGGUUAUUAAAGUACCCUCAAGACCUGAAUACUAUUAUCGAAAUCAAUUAGUACUUGAUCUAUCGAAUCCAUUAGUGCAAGAAUUCGUUUAUAACACUGUCGAUGGACUGUUCACUAAACAUCCUAUGGUGGCUUUCAUAAAAUGGGAUUGUAAUUCUGUUAUCUACAAUGCUUAUUCAACUUCAAAUCCUCAUCAAUCGCAUCUAUAUAUUGAUUAUGUGCGUGGUUUAUACAAUAUUCUUGAUCGUCUUCGAAAUAAAUAUCCGACAAUACCAAUGAUGUUAUGUUCAGGUGGUGGAGGACGAGUAGAUUAUGGUGCACUUCAAUAUUUUACUGAGUUUUGGCCAAGUGAUAAUACCGAUGGACUAGAACGCAUAUUCAUUCAAUGGAGUUAUUCUUUCUUUUUUCCCGCAUUGGCUACUUGUAAUCAUAUUACAGAUUGGGGAAAACAACCACUGAAAUUUCGUACAGAUGUAGCUAUGAUGGGAAAAUUAGGCUAUGAUAUUGUAGUGAGCAAACUCAAUCCUAAUGAACUUCUAUUUAGUCAACAAGCAUUGCAAAUCUAUGAUCGUCUCAAAGAUACUAUUUGGCAUGGAAAUCUCUUUCGACUUGUAUCACCAUAUCGAUCUGGUAGUGAUAUUGCAUCAUUAAUCUAUGUCAAUGAAAAGCAAGAUCAUGCUGUAUGGUUUACAUAUUUAAUUAAUAGUCGAUAUCGAGCGGGUACUUAUCGUCCGAUUCGAUUGAAAGGAAUUGAUUCGACCAAAAACUAUAGACUUCAAGAAAUAAAUAUUUAUCCUGGUACAGACAAUUCGACAAUUAUCAAUGUCAAUCAUCUAUCUGGAGAUUAUCUUAUAACAUUUGGAUUUGAUCCAAUGGUAAAUGCCCAACGAACAAGUGUUAUCAUUGAAUUUCAACUAACAAACGGCGUUCAAGCUUUAACCUGUUUUUUAAACAAUAUUAGUCGCUAUUCUUUAAUAGUUUUUUAUGUAUUUCUCUUUUUAUAA
Messenger RNA from Rotaria sordida, 1248 nucleotides. The record is from the annotation of a GenBank genome assembly. NCBI's taxonomy places the organism in Eukaryota, Metazoa, Rotifera, Eurotatoria, Philodinida, Philodinidae.